Messenger RNA from Knipowitschia caucasica, 4293 nucleotides. Lineage: Eukaryota; Metazoa; Chordata; Actinopteri; Gobiiformes; Gobiidae. The record is from the annotation of a GenBank genome assembly.
AUGGCAAAAAAGAAAAAUUCACAAGCUGCAUGUGAGAAAGCCCCAAAGACGAAACUGCAGCAGCCGCUCAAGGCGCGGACAAAGAAGCCACCCGCGGUGAAUGGUGUUGGGGAUGCAGAAGAAACCAUAAAGAGAAAAGUUCAUACAAAAUCAGGCUCCUCUGGAAAAGCUGGUGAUGAGUCUGUGAGUAAAUACUUUAAAUCUCCGGUGAAGACGGAGGAGGAGUCUGAGGAAGAGUUCAUGGAGGUCCCACAGAUUGUGAUUUUUGAGGCUGGAGUGGAGGCCAAAGAUGAAGACGAGAGUGAAGAUGACUGGGAGGAAGUGGAAGAGCUGGAGGAGCCUCUGGGGCCAGUGGAGCCCUCCGCUGCGGCCCUCUCCAUCCCUGAGUCUGUGGCUAUCGAGAUCGAGACCCCAGAGGCCAGAAAGAGAAAAAAGCGUCAGGCAGAGAUGGAUGCUUAUCUGCGGAGAAUGGUGAACCGAUACAAGAAGGAUCUUCUGAUAGACACUCACAAGGUGCACCUGUUAUGUCUGGUGGCUAAUGCUCAGUUCCGUAACUCCCUGUGCAGUGACCCAGAUCUGUUGGCCAUCACUUUGUCCUUACUUCCAGCUCACUUUGGAAAUGUAGCCAAAGAACGCAUGGACCAGAACUACAUCUCCGGACUGCACAAGUGGUUCAAAGCCACUUUCACUCUAAACCCGAGUCUUCCCUGUGAGGACUCUCCCAGCCCCAGGUCUCUGCUGGAGAGGAGACUGGCGAGUCUUUCAGCCAAGAACCACCAGGAAAUGACCCAUUUGUUCCUGUUGAUGCUACGGUCUCUGCAGCUUUUUUGUCGACUGGUCUUGUCUUUACAACCUGUGUCUUUUAAACCUCCAUCCACUGCAAAGGGUAAAACAACCAAAAGCCAAAGCAAAUCCAACGCUCAAAAGAACUCUUCAGUUGAGUCAAGCCCCACUGAACCAAAAGUCUCUCCAGGAUCCAAGAGGGCGUCAUCUGGGCAGAAAAAAGGCAGAGGAGGUAAAAAAGCCAAAAAGAAAGUACAAUCUGAGGAGGAGGAGGAGGAGGAAGAGGAGAAGGGAUCAAAGCCUGGACAGAGACCUAAGAACAGCAAGCGCAGGAGUGUGGCCUCCAAAGUCAGCUACAGAGAAGACCGCGACAGUGACGGAGGAACGGAUGGGAGUGAGGAGGAGUUCAGAGCAGGGAGUGAAGAGGAGAGUGAUGAAGAGGAGGAGCAACACGAGAGCAAGAAAUCUCCAAAGGGAAAUCCGGCUACCAAAAAGAAACCUCCUGCUUCAAAAAGAAGAAGCAUCGGCCAAGAACAGGACAAAGACCAAAAAGUGGAAGGGAACGAUGAUGAAGAAGUGGUAUUGAAUGAGCCUAAAGCGAGGCGCCCGAAGCACAGUCCUGGAGCAGACCAGUGGGUGGAAGUGUUUCUGGAGAAAAGCCUCACGUGGAUCUGUGUGGAGGUGGAAGUGGGCGUGGCAUCUCCUCAGGUCAUAUCCCAGAAUGCAUCACAGCCGCUGGCUUAUGUGUUGUCUGUGAACGGGGACGGGUUCCUGAAAGACCUGGGCUCCAAGUACGACCCAACAUGGAUGACCUCAGCGAGGAAGAGGAGGGUGGAUGAAGAAUGGUGGGAGGAGUCGCUGGAGCCCUUCUUAGGACCUGAGGAUGAGCGGGACAAACAGGAGGACAAGGAGCUGCAGUCAAAGUUGAGGAGUAAGCCUCUGCCCGUGUCCAUCACAGAGUACAAGAACCAUCCUCUGUAUGCGCUGAAGAGACACCUGCUCAAAUAUGAGGCCAUCUACCCAGAGACCGCAGCGAUCCUGGGCUACUGCAGAGGAGAGGCUGUUUACUCCAGGGAUUGCGUGCACACACUUCAUUCCAAAGACACGUGGUUGAAAGAGGCACAAACGGUCAGACUGGGAGAAGAACCAUAUAAGAUGGUGAAAGGAUUUUCUAAUCGCUCUCGUAAAGCCAGAAUGAUGUCAGAGAGCAAAGAUGACAACGACCUGGCUCUGUAUGGAGAGUGGCAGACGGAGAAUUACCAGCCACCUAUAGCUGUCGAUGGAAAGGUUCCCCGUAACGACUAUGGGAAUGUAUACCUGUUCAAGCCCUGCAUGUUGCCGGUGGGCUGCGUUCAUCUGAAGUUGCCAAAUCUCAACCGUGUCGCCAGAAAGCUCGACCUGGAUGCUGCACCGGCUGUAACCGGCUUUGACUUCCAUGGUGGAUACUCGCAUGCUGUUACGGAUGGGUACAUUGUGUGUGAGGAACAUGUGGAGAUUCUGAAAGCAGCUUGGGUUGAGGAGCAGGCAAUCUACAAGCAAAAGGAGAAGGAGAAGCGCGAAAAGAAGGCCCUUUCCAACUGGACUCUGCUGGUUAAAGGCCUACUGAUUCGUGAGCGUCUCAAACAGCGAUACAACACUAAACCUGGAGCUGUGGGGUCCAAGGAUGGGCCUGAGGGGGAGACCGGGGGCUUCUCCUCUGAUGAAGAAGACCAUGACCUGAAUGCAAAGACUGCUUCAGAAACACUAGCCCUGAGAACCGGAUGUGACGUCCCCAUAAGUCCCAGUGACCGUGGAACUUCCAGGUCCAGCCUCGCGGACUCAGUGAAAAUCGCACUUUCUUCACGUUUCUCCGCCAAACUGAGCGUCCUCUGGGAUCACCGCGAACCAGAGCAGAGCUGCACAUCCAGAGUCCUCCAAUCGGAGCAGGCGUGCGGGCGGGUAGGCGGCCGUCUACCUGUCUGGGCCAGUGGGGUGUGGAUGUCCGUGGACAUGAACAGCCAGGCGUCAGACAGCAACGAGGAAGACUUUGUGAACUCUGAGGAAGAGGAUGAUGAUGAUGAUGGCGGCGACGAGGAGGAGGAGACGGGAGACAUGGAUGGCUAUUAUGAUGAUGUAGCAAGUGACGUGGAACAGCAGGGGGCAGACUCGUUUGACCCAGAGGAGUAUCUGUUCACCUGUCUCACCUACAAGGAGAGCCAGAGAGUGUUGUUGGAGGAGGUCAACGCGGUGGCGGCAGCGCUCAAGGUUUUACCAUCUGAAGCAAAGCUGAUCCUAGUGCAUUUCCACUGGCAGGUUUCACAGAUCAUAGAGAGAUACAAGUUAAACUCAUCGCUGCUGUUGUCAGAUGCUCUGGUUCAGCCGAUCAGCAGCUGCAGAUCUGUCUCUAGCUUCCCCCCACUGCAGUGUGGCGUGUGCCUACAGGUGGUCCGCAGAGAUGCGCUUGUAGCUCUACCUUGUCAACACUCCUUCUGCAAGGCAUGCUGGGAGCAGCACUGCACCGUCCUGGUCAAAGACGGCAUGGGAGUCGGUAUCUCGUGUAUGGCUCAGGAAUGCUCUCUGCGGAUUCCAGAGGACUUUGUUUUGCCACUGCUGCCCGGUGAUGAGCUGAAAGAAAAAUAUAGACGCUACCUCUUCAGAGACUAUGUAGAGAGUCACUUCCAGUUGCAGUUGUGUCCUGGAGCAGACUGUCCCAUAGUGAUUAAAGUCCAGGAGCCCAGAGCACGUCGAGUGCAGUGCAGUCGAUGUUCUGAAGUAUUUUGCUUUAAAUGCCGUCAGAUGUACCACGCGCCCACAGAUUGUGCAACCAUUAGGAAAUGGCUGACUAAAUGUGCAGACGACUCUGAGACGGCAAACUACAUCAGUGCACACACUAAAGAUUGUCCGAAGUGCAAUAUCUGCAUUGAGAAAAAUGGGGGGUGCAAUCACAUGCAAUGCUCCAAAUGUAAACAUGACUUCUGCUGGAUGUGUCUGGGUGACUGGAAGACUCAUGGCAGUGAAUAUUACGAAUGCAGCCGUUAUAAAGAGAACCCCGACAUAGUGAACCAGAGCCAACAGGCGCAGGCCCGAGAGGCGCUAAAGAAAUAUCUCUUCUACUUUGAGAGGUGGGAGAAUCACAACAAGUCUCUGCAGCUGGAGGCUCAGACGUAUCAGAGGAUUCAGGAGAAAAUCCACGAGAGAGUCAUGAACAACCUUGGCACAUGGAUCGACUGGCAGUAUCUGCAUAACGCUGCCAAGCUGCUCGCCAAGUGUCGUUACACAUUACAGUACACCUAUCCCUAUGCGUAUUACAUGGAAUCUGGUCCCCGCAAGAAACUGUUUGAAUACCAGCAGGCGCAGCUGGAGGCAGAGAUCGAGAACUUGUCAUGGAAAGUGGAGCGAGCCGACUCUUAUGAGAGAGGAGUGGUGGGCGUAGAGGAGCUGAGUGCAAGUGACAGAGGGGACUUGGAGAACCAGAUGCACAUUGCAGAGCAGAGAAGACGCACGCUGCUCAAAGACUUUCACGACACAUGA